Aspergillus udagawae is the source of this 1713-nucleotide messenger RNA. RefSeq names its product flavin-containing monooxygenase. The record is from RefSeq and is a predicted model, not a curated record. Gene Ontology annotation, molecular function: N,N-dimethylaniline monooxygenase activity; NADP binding; flavin adenine dinucleotide binding. The transcript has 5 exons. Bases 1 to 1713 code for a protein of 570 amino acids. NCBI's taxonomy places the organism in Eukaryota, Fungi, Ascomycota, Eurotiomycetes, Eurotiales, Aspergillaceae.
AUGGCUCCAGAUAAAAGACAUGUAGGAAACCAGGACUUUACCCGCUCGACGGCAGUCAUCAUCGGAGCUGGCAUCUCGGGAUUAUGCACAGCAAUCGACCUCAUAAAGCGAAACAAAUGCCACAAUUUCAUCAUCCUGGAGAAGAGUAGCGGGGUCGGAGGGACGUGGAAUGAUAACCGGUACCCCGGCUCAUGCUGCGACGUCUGGGCUUCCCUGUACAGUUACUCGUUUGAACAGAAGCCCGACUGGACCAGGGAAUAUCCAGGCCAAGAGGAGAUCCUGGAUUAUCUGAUUGGCGUCGCUCAAAAGUACGGCCUGUACAAGCAUAUCCGGUUCAACUCGGCUGUGGAGGAGGCACGAUGGGAUGACGCCGACCUCAAAUGGAAGGUCAGGGUCAAUGUCUCCGGAGGCAAGGAUAGCCAGUACCUCGAGUCAUACGAAAUUACGACCGACUUUCUCGUCUCCGCUGUCGGGCAGCUGAACGUCCCCCGCAUGCCUGAUAUCCCCGGACUGGAAGACUAUAAGGGCAAGCUGAUGCAUUCUGCCCGGUGGGAUUGGAGCUACGACUGGACGGGAAAGAGAAUCGCCGUUAUUGGAAAUGGGGCAACCGCCGCCCAGAUCAUCCCCGAAAUCGCCAAAACGGCGUCGCACGUCUCCGUCUACCAGCGUACCCCGAACUGGAUCAUGCCGAGACUUGACAGGCCCGUGGGUGCGGUACAAAAGGCUCUACUGACAUAUAUCCCGCCCAUCAAGUGGCGAAAGCGCGCGCUCAUGAUGGACUUCCGGGAAUGGUUCUUCGGUGCGGUCGUUGAUGGGAAUUCGGCGCUCUCGGAUGAAAUCCGCAAGACGUGCCUUGAUACCAUGCGGGCGCAGUUGCCCGAUAGGCCAGAUUUGUGGGAGGCACUGACGCCGAAUUACUCUCCGGGAUGUAAACGGGUGCUUCUCUCGGAUGAUUAUUAUCCUACACUGAGCAAGGAGAAUGUAGCCCUGGAGACUCGUCCUAUCCAGCGGAUUACGGAAACGGGGAUUGAGACUGCUGAUGGCGAGGUGAAGGAGUUUGACCUCAUUGUUGCAGCGACGGGAUUCAGAACGGUCGAGUUCAUGUAUCCCAUCCAGAUCAAGGGGGCGAAUGGUCGGUCGCUAUCGGAUAUCUGGAAAGAGGGGGCGAUGGCGUACCACGGCGUGACGGUGGAGGAUCUGCCUAAUUUCGCCAUGCUAUAUGGGCCAAACACUAAUCUGGGCCAUAACUCGAUUAUCCUGAUGAUCGAGGCUCAAUCGAGGUACAUCAGCGCACUCGUGAGCCAGAUACUCCAGGCGCAGAGGGACGGUCAGAGGCUAUCUCUGCGGCCUAAGCCGGAAGCUGUGAAAAAGUUCAACGAUGAUAUCCAGGCAGCCCUGAGAGAAACCAGUUUUGCCGACCCUGACUGCAGCAGCUGGUACAAGACCGAAGAUGGACGCAUCACCAAUAACUGGCACAGCACGGUCGUUGACUACCAGAACGAACUCUCCAGCGUCCGGUGGAAUGAUUAUAUUGCCGAAGGAACCGGCAAGUCUUUGAUUGCAAAGAAGAAAGAAACGAAUAUUGGACGGGUGAAUGAGAGGACGUUGAUCAGUAACACCUCGCUUCUCUGGGGUACGGUCAGUGUUGCUGUGGCAUUGGGAGGAUACUAUCUCAGAGGGAAUGCUUUGGUCAGAGGAAGCCGAGUGAGAUGA